Molecule: messenger RNA, 883 nt
Organism: Cotesia glomerata
Lineage: Eukaryota; Metazoa; Arthropoda; Insecta; Hymenoptera; Braconidae
Product: 28 kDa heat- and acid-stable phosphoprotein
Exons: 5
Coding region: 153-743 (196 amino acids)
Cellular component (GO): cytosol
Molecular function (GO): RNA binding
Source: RefSeq, a predicted model, not a curated record
ACUUGUGCCAACUUCUCGUUUUCAUUAUAUUAUAUAUUCUCAACAAUCCACAUUUUUGUAUCUUGUCUAAAGUUAACGUCAAUAUUUUUCCAUAUUUUACCGCAAACCAUUCCUCCAAUUAUAAUUUUUUAGUUAAAAUAAAUAAUUGAAAAAUGCCACGAGGAAAAUUUGUAAACCACAAAGGACGCAAUCGUCAUUUCACUAAUCCUGAAGAAUUGGAAGAGCAACGGCGUCAGGAUGAAGCACGAAAAAAGUGGAGACAAAACAAACAGCACAGUGAUGAAUCUAGUGAUGACGACGAGGAUCCUAAAGCCAGCAGCGCUACAUCGAAAAAUCCUGAUGCUUCGUCCGAUGACAGUGAAAGUGAAUCCGAUGGUGAUUCAGAGAGCGAAGGAAAAGCUAAAGGAGUAGAAAAUUUAAUUGAAGUGGAAAAUCCAAAUAGGGUACAAAAGAAAACCAAAAAAUUAUCAAAACUAAAUGAGACACUAGGUGAAUCUACAAAGCCUGAACUCUCACGAAGAGAGAGGGAACAAAUAGAAAAACAGCGGGCAUAUGCAAAUUAUCAAAAGCUUCAUGCUGCAGGUAAAACCGAUGAAGCACGGGCUGAUUUAGCACGUUUAGCCAUAAUUAAACAACAAAGAGAAGAUGCCGCAAAACGAAGAGAAGAUGAGAAAAAGCAAAAGGAGUUAGCAGCCCAAAAGAAAACCGAGUUGACGCAAAAAGCACUGGGAAAACGAUCUUAAACAUAUUAAAUAACUAUACUGUAAAACACAUUGAAAAUUGAAUGUGAUUCUUUUGAUUAUAACAUAUUAUUAUCAUUACAAAUGGUUUACUAAUUCAAUCGCUACUUUCUUAUCAAUAAAAAUUUACUAAAUUCCUCUAA